GGGUGGGGCCUACACUCACAUGGCCCCGGAGGUAGGUCACUGGCACUUGUGGGGUCUCCCCAAGCUAGGGCCUGGACGCAGGAAAUGCAACCCCAGCGUCUGGGGACCAGAGCCGGGAUGGGACCAGCCUGCCUGGGAUGCCGCCAACGCAGACACUAUUCACCGAUCAGAAACCGGAUAAAGAUGUUGUAUCAAAGAACAUUCUACUUCCACUUUAAGAACCUCCGCCACGCCAACGACCGAAAGAAUACUUUCUUGUGCUACGAAGUGAACAGAAUAGAGUGCAAUUUGCUUGUCCCCUUUUACCAGGGGAUCUUUACAAAAGAGGGCGACCUCCAUGCUGAACUGUGCUUCCUUUACUGGUUCCACAACCAGUUCCUGGAAGAGUCCCCCGGUGACGAGUACAGGAUCACGUGGUACCUGUCCUGGAGCCCCUGCUGCGACUGCGCGGAGCAGGUAGCCAGGUUCCUGGCCACACACCGCAACCUGCGCCUGGCCAUCUUCAGCGCCCGUCUGUACUACUUCUGGGACCCACAUUACCAGGAGAAGCUUCGCAGGCUGACUCAGGAAGGAGCCCGGAUGGUCGCCAUGGACUACCCAGAAUUUAAAAAGUGUUGGGACAAGUUUGUGUACAAUGGUGGACAGCCAUUCAGGCCUUGGAAGAGACUGAAAAUAAAUUUUAGUUUCUACGAUUCCAAGCUUCAGGAGAUUCUCAGCCCAGGGAGCCUGCUACGGGAAGAAGUGUUUCGAGUGCAGUUUAGUAACAGUCAGAGGGCCGUGCCAAUCCAGCCGGGCCGCUACUGCCGCAGGAAGACCUACCUGUGCUACCAGCUGGAGCAGCCCGGUGCCCAAGAGCCACUCAAAGGCUGCCUGCAAAACAAGAAAGGCAAACAUGCAGAAAUCCGCCUCAUUGAUGAGAUGCGUUCCCUGGGGCUGGGCAAAGCGCAGAUUACCUGCUACCUCACGUGGAGUCCCUGCAGGAAGUGUGCCCAGGAACUGGCUACAUUCAAAAAGGAUCACCCAGACCUGGUUCUGCGCAUCUACGCCUCCCGCCUGUACUUCCACUGGAGCAGGAAGUACCAGAAAGGGCUGUGCUUCCUGUGGCUCUCAGGGAUCCACAUAGACGUCAUGGACCUCCCGCAGUUUACUGACUGCUGGACAAACUUCGUGAACCCUCAAAGGCUGUUCAAGCCGUGGCAUGGACUGGAAAAAAACAGCCAGAGCAUAAAAAGGAGGCUGAGGAGGAUCAAGGAGUCCUGGAAUCUGCAAGAUUUGAUAAAUGAUUUUGAAAAACUACAACUUGGACCCCCGUUGCCCUGAAUGGCAAGAAGAGAUUCAAGACAGUCUCUAGACGGCCUUUGGGUUCUACCCCAAUCCCAAGUCUAGAAGAUCUUGCUCUCCUGUUUUAAUUUUUCCUUUUGGUUUUUUGUUGUUUUGUUUUGUUUUUUUUUUUGAGGACAGGGUCUCACUGUGUAGCCUGCUUCUCUGGAACUCACUAUUGGAACAGGCUGGCCUUAAACUCAAAGAUCCACUUGCUUCUGCCCUCUAGUGCUAGGAAUAAAGCAUGCUCCACUGUUCUGGGCCUUCCUUUCCUUCCUUGUUCUUUUAUUUUCUCUCUCUCUCUUUCUCUCUCUCUCUCUCUUCUCUCUCUCUCUCUCUGGUUUUUCAAGACAGGGUUUCUCUGUGUAGCCUUGACUGUCCAGGAUGGCCUCAAACUCACAGUGAUCCACCUGCCUCUGCCUCCUCCAAGUGCUGGGAUUACAGGCGUGUGCCACAGCACCGAACUCUUAAUUCUCAUUUUAUCUCCCCCUCCACCCCCAUCGAUAGGUGCUUAAUUUUGUAAGUGAAAAAUUUAAGUUGGGCCAGGCUUGGUGAAGCAUGCCUUUAAUCCCAGGACUCAGGUGGCAAAGGCAGGAGGAUCUCUGUGAGUUUGAGACCAGCCUCAUCUGCAUGGUGAGCUCCAGGACUAUACAAACAGACCCAGUCUCAAACAAACAAACAAAUAAAUAGGGAGAAGAAAAAGAAAAAAAAAUUAAGUUGGUCUUGAUGCGCCCUGUCUGUUUAAGGCAAGAGGAUUGUCACAAGUUUGAGGUCAUCCUGGGCUAUAUAUAAUGAGAUCCUGUCUCAAAAAAUAGAAUUGUUAGGGGAUGGUUUGGUGCUAUGCAUUCAAAUGCUAAAUUACUGGCUUCCAAGAUCUGACUGCAGCUCAUUCUCACAUAUACCAAGUGAUGUUGUGUAAACUUUGCUCGCCAAUAUUAUCUGACUGGUUAAAUAAAGUUGCUGAGAGCCUGUAACUGGGCAGAAGUAGGCAGAGCUUGGGUUCCUGGGCUUGGGGGUCAGAUAGGGACCACAAGGCUAGGAGGAGAGAAAGGAAGCAGAGGAUGUAGCAGGAGGUGAAGAACCUGGAGGGAAGGAAGUCAUGGGGAGUAUGGACCUUGAGCAUGUGGCCUUGAGAGCUGGCCUGAUGGAACAGAGGCAGCCCAGGCAGGAACAAUUAUGGCAGGUAACUGGAGGGUGUGUUGCUGGGAAAUAGCAAAAUAGCUUAGGGGGGUUGGUAUCUGCCCAGUUACUAUGCUUUAAAGCUUUCAUAAAUCCAA
Molecule: messenger RNA, 2597 nt
Organism: Psammomys obesus (fat sand rat)
Lineage: Eukaryota; Metazoa; Chordata; Mammalia; Rodentia; Muridae
Product: DNA dC->dU-editing enzyme APOBEC-3-like
Exons: 8
Coding region: 85-1320 (411 amino acids)
Biological process (GO): defense response to virus; cytidine to uridine editing; negative regulation of single stranded viral RNA replication via double stranded DNA intermediate
Cellular component (GO): nucleus; cytoplasm; P-body
Molecular function (GO): RNA binding; zinc ion binding; cytidine deaminase activity
Source: RefSeq, a predicted model, not a curated record